Diaporthe batatas is the source of this 4599-nucleotide messenger RNA. RefSeq lists its product as uncharacterized. Bases 196 to 4581 code for a protein of 1461 amino acids. Gene Ontology annotation, biological process: transmembrane transport. The record is from RefSeq and is a predicted model, not a curated record. Lineage: Eukaryota; Fungi; Ascomycota; Sordariomycetes; Diaporthales; Diaporthaceae. Gene Ontology annotation, cellular component: membrane. The transcript has 8 exons. Gene Ontology annotation, molecular function: ABC-type transporter activity; ATP hydrolysis activity; ATP binding.
UAGUAUUUGAGCUUCGGAACCUCGAUUGACAAUCCGUCAACGUCUGACCGAUCUUAUGCUGGGCGCAAAAGGGGUACUUGCUUCUGCUGUCUGAGUCUGGGAACAAUCACGUUCCAUAGAUGUUGGUGUUUGUUUCUUCUAACAGCAGCCCAUCACAACUCCCCACUGAUCCUACCUUUAUCUCACGGGCCCAAAAUGCCCUUCUCCACCGGGGAGGGCGGCUUGUUCCAGCUCGACCAGGAGAGCUUCGACUUCAACGUGCAAUUUGAACAAGUCUUCUUCUCUAUAAUUCCGUCUGUGUUGUUUAUUGCUACGUCGCUGUGGCGAACACUAUCACAGGCACGGAAGCCUACAGUUGUGGACGCCCCAAUCUUCCAGCUCGUGAAAUUGUGCACCAUCACGACCUAUGUUGGCCUCGAGCUCUCCCUCGUCAUCUUGGUCGCCGUUGGCUCCUUCCAUGUCACCAGCGUCUUUAUAGCCUCAUCGGUCCUCAAGCUUGUCUCCGCCUUGUUCAUGAUUACUCUGAGCGUUAUUGAUCAUAGCAAAAGCCCACGGCCGUCUGUCCUCUUGAGCAGCUAUUUGUUCCUGACUCUGCUACUCGAUGCGACGCAGGCAAGGACAUUGUUUCUCUCAUCGGACCAGAAGCCUGAGGUUACCUACAGCAGUAUAUUCUGCGCUGCAAUUGCUCUGAAAGCCGGCAUAUUGCUGUUAGAGGCGCAAAGAAAAUCCAAAUGGGUCAGGUGGCAGGAUGAGAAGGAGCAUAGCCCCGAGGAGACCAGCGGCAUUUUCUCCCUGGGUAUCUUUUCUUGGCUCAACACGCUAUUCCUUGACGGCUACAGAAAGAUCCUCACUGUCAAUGACCUCUACCCCCUCGAUAGUACCUUAAACGGCAAGGUUCUGCAUGAAGAAUUUUCGAAGAAAGUGGAUUACUCUAAGCUUAAGGGCGACAAAUUUGGCCUGGCGAAAGUUAUAAUGCGCACAUUAACAGUGCCCCUGCUGCUUCCAGUUCCUCCUCGCCUGGCCCUUCUAGGGUUCACAUUCUGCCAGCCGUUUUUUAUUGAGAAGCUCCUUGAGCAUCUUUCUCGGCCGCGCGUCGACAACAACAUUGGCUAUGGGUUUAUUGGAGCAAGUAUCCUAAUCUACUCAGGCAUUGCUAUCUCUAUGGCUUUAUACAGCUAUUUCCACCACCGCAUGCGGACUAUGAUGCGAUCCAUACUUGUCACUGAAAUCUUUAUCAAGGCCACACAGGCCCGUAUUGGCACCUCAGACGAUAGUGCUGCCCUCACUCUGAUGAGUACGGAUAUGGAGCGAAUUAUGAUGGGGUUCCGGUCUUUCCACGACAUCUGGGCCUCUAUACUCCAAGCUGCUCUGGCAGCGUGGAUGUUGUACACUCGGCUCGGUGUAGUCUUCGUCGUGCCAAUGGGGCUUGUUGUGGUCUGCUUUGGGGGGCUGACAGCACUCGUAAAAUUCACAGGGGACUCGCAGAGGGCCUGGAUGGCUGGAGUGCAAAAGCGUGUCGGCUUGACCGCCACCGUGAUUGCCAACAUGAAGAACCUCAAGAUCUCGGGCCUAUCUUCUGCAGUCAGAGACUUCGUGCAGCAGCUACGUGUCGAUGAAUUGGCGGCAGGGGGACGGUUUCGCAAAAUCGCGAUCAUCGCGGCCUUGCUUGGCUUCACGCCGCUGCUAAUCAGUCCACCACUGACCUUUGCAUUCGCUAAGAGGACUUUGGACGCAUCGACAAUGUUCACAAGCCUGUCGUAUCUCUUGCUCUUGACCAACCCGCUGACAACGGUCUUUCAAUCUGUCCCCCAGUUCCUCUCGGGACUCGCUUGUUUGGGCCGCAUUCAGGCCUUUUUGGAGUGCGAAAAUCGCCAUGACUUUCGCCAAGUCCUCGCUGAUAUCAGGUUGGACUCAGAGAAGCCGGCGUCAAGCUCCGAAGCUGUUGGUGCACCACAGUCUGACUCACCUCACCCAAUCGUCAUCAAAGACGGGAGCUUUGGCUGGGAGGCUGAUAAGUUCGUCUUGCGGCACAUCAACACAAAAAUCUUGAAAUCCUCUCUUACACUUGUCGUCGGCCCUGUUGGAUCAGGAAAAUCAACAUUUUGCAAAGCACUGCUUGGUGAGAUUCCCUUCAGCAAAGGGAGCGUCACCUUGAGUACACGGUUCCCCCACGUUGGCUUCUCCGACCAGACGGCGUUCUUGGCGAACGGAUCGAUACGAGACAACAUCAUCGGGUUCUCCACAUUCGAAAAUCGCAGAUAUACCGAAGUGAUUGAGGCUACAGCAUUAGCCUUCGACCUGGCUACGCUCCCACAAGGCGACAGGACAAACGUUGGAUCUGAUGGAAUUACUCUAUCCGGUGGACAGAAACAACGUGUGUCUCUGGCACGAGCUCUCUACUUGCAGUCAGACAUGUUGGUCCUUGAUGAUGUGUUCAGUGGUCUCGACGCAGAUACAGAAGAGAAGGUCUUUCGUGGAGUGUUUGGCCCAGACGGGCUGCUCAGGAGGCGAGAGUCCACCGCGGUGCUAUGCACUCACAGCAUCAGACAUUUGCCCGCAGCCGACCACAUUAUAGCACUUGGAGACGGCACCGUGAUCGAGCAAGGAAGCUUCGAGCAGCUUAUGAGCAGAAAAGGAUACGUACAGUGUUUAGGCCUCAAGAGUUCCUCAGAAAGCGAUGUCUCGUCCCAGGAUCCUAGUGGUCAUCAAGAUCUGGAAGCUCCUUUGCUCCAUUUGGCGACUACUAAGACAUCCGAGCCAGCUCCUGCUGUGGAUGAAGCGCGAAGGGCUGGCGACAAGACGGUUUACAAGCAUUAUUUCAAGAGCAUGGGCAUCGUAUUAGCAUCUUCGAGUUUGUUUUUCGGUGCUCUUUGGGGUUUCUUUACAAAUUUUCCGACCAUCUGGCUCAAGUAUUGGUCUGAUGAUAUUUACUCGGACCAUCCGACACGCUCCUACGCCUACUAUGCUGGAAUAUAUGGUCUACUUCAGAUCUGUGCUAUGAUAUCGCUGCUGCUGCUCGGGAUUGCGCUCUUUGUCGUCUCUGUGAAGAGAGCGGGCGCCAACAUCCACCGAGAUGCCUUGCGUACGCUCAUACAAGCGCCAUUGGGAUUUUUCACCAAGACAGACACCGGAGUGGUGACGAACCUCUUCUCCCAAGAUCUCAACCUGGUAGAUACGGAGUUGCCAAACUCGCUACUGAAUACAUUGUUCUGUGUCUUCCAAGCCAUCGGACAAGCCGCAGUUAUGCUCACCUCUUCUGGGUUCUUCGCAAUUAGCUACCCGUUCCUCGGCGUGCUGCUCUAUAUCAUACAGAAAUUCUAUUUGAGGACCUCUAGGCAACUUAGGUUGCUAGACCUCGAGGCAAAGAGUCCUCUCUACACGCAUUUCCUCGACACUGUCAAGGGUAUUACUACUUUGAGAGCUUUUGGCUUCAUUCCAGACGACAUGCAAAAAAAUGUGUAUUUGAUCAAUACGAGCCAACGUCCGGCAUACCUUCUCCUGAUGAUUCAAUCUUGGCUCGGCCUUGUUCUUGACCUCAUGGUGAUGGUGAUGGCAACGGUGCUGACAACUUUGGCUGUUCGCCUCCAUUCGAAUUCGGGGUUUGCCGGUGCAUCCUUGGUCUCCCUAAUGAGCUUUGGUGAAAACCUUUCUGGCAUCGUGAUAUUCUAUACCCAACUCGAGACUUCUAUCGGGGCCAUCGCCAGACUCAAAACGUUUAGCGACAGCGUCAAGCCAGAGGACAGGGAUGAAGAGAAUGUUACUCCACCUGAGCAAUGGCCAUCCAAGGGUGUCGUGGAGCUGAAGGGCGUGUCUGCUGCCUACGAUGUGGGAGAUCAGGUAGACGAGAAGCCAAGUCUAGCCCUCCGCGACGUCCACCUCAAGAUUAGGUCGGGCGAAAAGGUGGCUAUCUGUGGCCGUACCGGCAGCGGAAAGUCCAGCCUGAUUGCACUUCUCCUCAAGCUUCUUGAUCCGACCCCAGAGACCGCAGCCCAGUUGGAAAUUGACAGCACGCCACUUCGAAGUGUAAAUCGCGCUGCAUUGAGACAGCGAAUAAUCGCGGUCCCCCAGGAAGCUGUGUUCCUACCGGAUGGGUCAACCUUCCAGGCCAACCUGGAUCCAUGUAACGUUUCCUCUGCCAACGAAUGCAGAGAUAUCUUAGCGGCGGUAGGUUUGUUGCAAUUUGUCCAAGAGCGGGGCGGGGUGGAAGCAGGCAUGAACGCAAGCACCCUCAGCGCCGGACAGCGACAGCUGAUGUCGCUCGGUCGGGCACUCUUGAGGCGUCGGAUACGGGCCAGAAAUCUUGGCAUGGGGUUGGAUGGCUCCGAGGGUGGUCUCUUGUUGCUGGAUGAAGUCAGCUCCAGUGUGGACCGUGAGACGGAAGGUGUUAUGCAAGAGAUCAUUCAGAAGGAGUUUGAGGGGUAUACUGUCAUCGCGGUUAGCCAUCGACUAGAUAUGAUCAUGGAUUUUGACAGAGUUGUCGUCAUGGACACUGGGGAGGUCGUGGAGGUCGGGAAUCCGAUGGUAUUGGCCGAGGAGGCAGAUUCUAGGUUUGGUGACUUGGUGAGGGCCGGAUCCAAAUAGAUAGAAAUGCAACCAGAG